CCAAAGCAAAACAACGUGUUGAGACUUGAUUCUUCAACAAAGAGCAUUUGAAUCUUCUUUAGUGCAGAAGCCUGAGGGAUAAACGAUCAUUUUGAAAAUAAAGUUGAAGUGAAGAAAAUCGUGGAAAUGUCUGCCGUCGCUACAACAGCUACAGAAUCUCUGGCUGAUGAAACAGCGGAUGUUUCUCAUCUCCAGGCGAAGCUCAUUACAUCACUGGAGGGUGCUGGAAUAACAUCAGGUGACAUCGCAAAGCUGAAGGAAGCCGGUUAUUACACCGUUGAGUCAGUGGCCUACUCCCCGAAGAAGGCCCUCCUGGCAAUCAAAGGAAUCAGCGAGGCAAAAGCCGACAAAAUCCUGCAGGAAGCUUCUAAACUAGUCGUCAUGGGUUUCAAGAGUGCUACAGAGUUGAAUCUAGUUCGUCAAAACAUCGUGUACAUUUCAACAGGUUCAACCGAGCUAGAUCGGCUCCUGGGUGGUGGAAUCGAGACAGGAUCCAUCACCGAGAUCUUCGGUGAAUUUAGGACAGGAAAAACUCAAUUGGUCCACAGUCUCGCUGUAAACUGUCAAUUGCCAAUUGAAAUGGGUGGAGCUGAAGGAAAAUGUCUGUACAUCGACACCGAGGGGACCUUCAGGCCCGAGAGACUCAGUGCUAUUGCCCAGAAGUACAAUAUCCCAGGGGAAAAUGUCCUGGACAACGUGGCAUGCGCGCGUGCCUACAACACAGAUCAUCAGAGCCAAUUGCUCAUUCAGGCCAGUGCCAUGAUGACAGAGUCUCGUUAUGCACUUCUGAUUGUUGACAGUGCAAUGGCACUUUACAGAACUGAUUUUUCAGGACGAGGGGAACUCUCUGCAAGACAGAUGCAUCUAGCUAGAUUCCUCAGGAUGCUCCUGAGAAUUGCUGAUGAACAUGGCGUGGCUGUUGUCAUCACUAAUCAAGUAGUGGCACAAGUCGAUGGAGCUGCCAGUAUGUUUGGGGGAGAUCAGAAAAAACCUAUCGGUGGAAAUAUCAUUGCACAUGCCAGCACCACGAGGCUCUACCUCAGGAAGGGCAGGGGAGAGACUAGAAUAUGCAAAAUUUAUGAUUCACCAUGUCUCCCAGAGAGUGAAGCUAUGUUCGCCAUUCUUCCUGAUGGAAUUGGAGAUGUCAAGGAAUAAAGUCCGCGAAUUUUGAUAAUUUUGUGGUGGUAACUGUUAAUUAUAAUAUGACUAUUUAAUUUAUCAAAUCUGCAUUCAUGUGCUAAUCGAGUUGAGUCGACUUAUCAUAGUUUUUCCAAAAUAUCUCCGGAAUUUGAGGAGAUAACCAAAUUUUUGUAAUAAUCUUUUUUGCAGCUGUCAAUUAGAUCUGCAAAAAAGAUUUUUGUGAAUUUAUCUAUCUGUUUUCAUUUCGGAGAUAUCUUCUAAAAACCCAUCGAAGAGGUCACACCUUUUCCACUUAAUUGCAGAAUUAUGUUAAAUUAAAAAUUAAAUGUUACUCUAAUGACUCGAGACCAACUAAUUUAUAAAUUCCACUCAUCUCUCCUCUUUUCUGAGACAUUUAUCUGCAAUUCGAUUUGAGCUAAAGGCUCUCAUUGCGGUUGCAGAAAAUAAAAUAAUUUGAAAUCCCAUGAAAUGAUUAUAAAUCGUUAAAAAAUUGAAUAAUAUAAUGAUAAUAGUAUAAAUAAACUG
Fopius arisanus is the source of this 1665-nucleotide messenger RNA. It is a transcript of the gene spn-A, whose product is annotated as RAD51 recombinase homolog spn-A. The transcript has 2 exons. NCBI's taxonomy places the organism in Eukaryota, Metazoa, Arthropoda, Insecta, Hymenoptera, Braconidae. The coding region runs from base 127 to 1155 and encodes 342 amino acids. Gene Ontology annotation, cellular component: condensed nuclear chromosome. Gene Ontology annotation, biological process: chromosome organization involved in meiotic cell cycle; mitotic recombination-dependent replication fork processing; DNA recombinase assembly. The record is from RefSeq and is a predicted model, not a curated record. Gene Ontology annotation, molecular function: ATP hydrolysis activity; ATP binding; single-stranded DNA binding.